Molecule: messenger RNA, 879 nt
Organism: Colletotrichum chrysophilum
Lineage: Eukaryota; Fungi; Ascomycota; Sordariomycetes; Glomerellales; Glomerellaceae
Exons: 1
Coding region: 1-879 (292 amino acids)
Source: RefSeq, a predicted model, not a curated record
AUGACGCUGUUGGCUGAUCAUAGCCAGGCAUGUUUUCGAUGGCGCCGCAAACGCAUCAUUGUCCGCACGCUGGUCGAGUUCAAGUUCGACCCGUCAUCGCCGCCGUCCGCCAACAGCCCCGGGACCAACACCAGCAUGCAGGACUGGCUCUGGCAUCUCUGCGAUCUCCGACCGUACCCCGAUCUCGACAAGUUCCGCCCAGGCUUCGAGGAGAUGAUCCUGCACAUCGGGCGGGAGCUCAAGAAGAACGGCGACGAGGGCGACCCCGUCGCGCGGGCCAAGGCGGCGCCCGGGGGCGAGUGGACCGCCGAUCCGGUCGCGGCGUACAGGUGGUGGAAGGCGGGCUGCGUGCGACGGGCCAAGGAGCGCAAGGGCAAGGCUUUUGUCGACGGCGGUGGUGGUGGCGACCGGGAAGACCGUCAUCGUCACGGCAGCAGCAGCGUCAAGGAUGGCCAUCACAGUGAUGUUGUCGUUGCUGCUGCUCCUCCUCCACCUCCUCCGCAGCUGCUCUCCUCCGCUGCGAUCCACACCCUGAGCCAGCUCCGCGAGCUAGGUAUCCAGAUUGCCGAGGCGUCCAACAAGAAACGCGAGGCCGUCGCGGCCCAGGCAGCGCGGGACGCGACGGAGGUGCGGUUGCUGGCGUGCCGGAAGCGCGUGGACCAGCUGCAGCGUCGUGUCAGCCGAAGCGAUGGAUCGCCGAGACCGCCGGUCCCUGAGCUGCUCGUCGAGAAGGUCGAGAGCGCCUCGUUGGCUUUGCAGGAGCACGAGGCAAAGCUGGCGGUGGUGAUACCGGAGGCUGUCGCCAGCGCCGCGGCGUUGGCGCAGAGCAAGGAGCUGGAGCAUCUCGUGCGAGUGAGUGGCGCCGGCGAGAGGCAGUAA